Messenger RNA from Geodia barretti, 2772 nucleotides. NCBI's taxonomy places the organism in Eukaryota, Metazoa, Porifera, Demospongiae, Tetractinellida, Geodiidae. The record is from the annotation of a GenBank genome assembly.
UUAGUUUUCAUCGCUAGUUUAACCAAAAAUAAACCUCUUCUCUAGUACUUGCACAAACAUGAGUGUCAGUACAUAGGCAAGUGGGUAUAGGCACAGUCCUCAUUCAGUGUGCAGCAUUCAGGAGAUGGAGACAAUUUCGAUGUCAAACACUAGAGGUGCAUUGGGAGGAAUUCCCCAUGCCGGGAAUCCACUGGAACCAUAGGCCUUCUCUGCACUCAGACUGAACCGAGCCCCCUCUCCAACCUUCAUAGUCAGACAUCCAUCGUCCCAACCUUGAAUGACUUUUCCCAUGCCUACUUGAAAAGAGAAAACUCUCUGACCUGGAUCACGUGUGCUGCAGAACUUCUUCAUGGUGGACUGGAGGUGCCCGGUGCAGUGCACCGUCACGUUGUCUCCCCUCUGCACUGCCCUAGCCCCGGCUGGAGCUUCCUUUAGGACUUGCUUCAUCACUCCUUGUACCACCAGCUGCGCCAUCGUCUAGCUGACAAACUCUUGUGUGGUCUUUGGGGCACGCUUUAGGGACUCUAAUUGAGCGGGAAAAAGCUGUUCGAAAUUUCUCCGUGAAGAUUGCUCGCUGAAUCAGCAACACACGUGGCGGCGCGGGUGCAGGGAAACAAAGGGGACAAAGCGAACCAGACAAUCGAAGCUGUGUCCUCGUCAAAGUCGUCUUCCAUGAUGCCCAAGUUUCUCCUACUCGUCUUACCGUCUCUGCUGUUCGCUGCGUGUCUCGCUGGUGAUGAACAGCCUCCCCACUUCGACGAGAGCUACCUCAUGGGCAUGCGGGCCUACACCCGGGAGGACUGGGCCGUGGCCACUGCUGGCAUGCAGCAGGCCGUGAGGGACUUUGAGAGCUACAACGAGGCCAGCCUCAAGUGCCUCAAGCUGUGCGAGAACCAAAAGGUGAAGGUGCCAGUGGACUACUAUGACGACCAGGAGCUAGCUGUGUUCCAUGAGAUCAUAGCCAGAGAGACUUGUAUAAGGAACUGCAGGGACAAGGAGGUGGACGUGUACCCCAGAGCAGGGAUCACCAGCUAUACUAUGGACCACAUGAAAAACAAGAAUGUGUACGACUACCUUCAACUGGCUCUCUUCAGGGAGGGCAAGCGUGAGGAGGCAGCCAAGGCAUGUGCCACGUUUGUCUACUACAACCCUCGUCACAUCAAUGCCUCGGUGAGUCUGGUGUUCCACAAGAAGAACAAGAAUCUCACCGAGGAGGACUUCAUUCCACACAACAAAAUGACCUACUCCCUUCCCUCCCCUCCCCUCCCCACCUUCCUGCUAGUGGGACCUGUACUACAUGGGCAGUGAGCUCUACCAUAGGAACCAGUGGCAGGAGCUGGUGGAUGUGAUUGAGACCUCUCUACAGGAACUGCCCAGGGCUCUCCAGCGGUGCAGGGAUGAGUGCUAUGGCCCUCUCAGACUUGGCCGCAGAAUGGGCUUUGCUCAGACGGUUAUCCACCAGAUGAUCACACUGAAGGAGUGUCAGAGCCAGUGUAUCCACAAACUGGGAGAACUGAGGUUUGACAAGACUGAGGAGUUCUUUGGCAGCUACUUCCACUACCUCCAGUAUGGCUACCACAUGUUGAAUGCCAGUCUGCCAGCCAUCCAGGCAUCGGCCACACAGCUACAGUUGGAACCCCACAGUGAUGUGGCCAAGAAAAACGCUGUCUUCUACCGACAGCAACAUGGAGUCACUCGCAAGGACUUUAUUCCACGAGAGGAUGUACAGCCACUGAUAGAGUCCAUGGAUCUGGAGCAUUCCUUCAUGCAUGUCCUGGAUGAGUUGUCAGGUCAUCUGGAGCAGUUUGGGGAGGAGAGACAGGGAGGAGAGGAGGGACAGGACGAUGCUGAACUGCUGGACAAUGACUUCUUUGCCUAUCCUCCUGCCAAUAUGCCACAAGCAGAAGAAUGGGAAUGGCAAGAGUGGAAUAAGCCUGAAAUAGUGAGGUUCACAACUGACCCAGACCGUAUGCUGGCAGACAAUGUUUUAUCUCAAGACCAGUGUGACAAACUACUAGAAUUGACCAAGCACUGUAAGGAGGGAGAUGGCUACCAACGCAAGGCCCCCCACACUUACAACGAGCUCUUUGAAGGACUCAACAUUCUUGAUGCAGCCAAGAAAUCCCAAGAGGGAGAGGUUGUUCCAGAGCUGUCUCAACUGUAUGUCAAUGCCAGCAGGAGGUCUCGAGAUGCAAUAGCCAAGGAAUUCAAUCUCCAAACUCCACUCUAUUUCUCCUACACCCACUUAGUCUGUCGCACUGCCAAAGAUGUGGUGGAGAGGAGAGAUCUGAGUCAUCCAGUCCACUCUGAUAACUGCAUCCUGAACGAGGCCACUGGAGAAUGUGACAAAGUCCCUCCUGCCUACACCUGGAGAGACUACAGUGCCAUUCUGUACCUCAGUGGUGAGUUUGAAGGAGGAGACUUCUUCUAUGCACACUCUACAAAAGAUCUCUCACCUGAGGAGACGGUGAGUCCAAAGUGUGGUCGUCUGGUGGCCUUCUCAGCAGGGAAGGAGAACAUGCACGGAGUACUGGCUGUCACCAAAGGCAGGAGGUGUGCCGUGGCUCUCUGGUUCACCCUUGACCCCAACCACAAGGAGGCUACCUUCUCCAUGGCUGAGGAGAUUCUCCACGAGAUUAAGACUGUUUCAUGAUAGGGAUUUUGUCUACCACUGAUUCAAAUUAUGUUGUUCUUUUCUCUUUUGUACCAAUUAUGCAGCUGCAAGUGUGGACAUUGUAAUUCACUUGUGCGUCACUAGAUAUAUGACAAAGA